AUGUCCCACGAAGUGCACUCUGCUCAAUCUAACAAAAUCAGUGAAGAAGAACAAACUUCAAUUAAUCAAUUAAAAGAGAAACUUUCUGAAGUGCUUAAAGAUGCAGAGUUACCUGACGACUAUAAACUUUGGGGUAUAACCUUAUCCACCACUUCUACUGAUCAAAGACUUGAUGUAAUUCUUUAUAAAUUCUUGAAAGCAAGGCGUUUCAAUCUGGAUGAAGCAAAAGAAAUGUUGACAAACUCAUUGAAAUGGCGUAAAUCAUUUAAAACGGACACGAUUCUGGACGAGAAAUUCCCGGAAGACCCAUUUUCUAGGAUAGGUAUAAUCCACAAAACCGACAAGUUAAAUCGUCCAGUUACAUAUAAUUUUUAUGGUGGAUUGGAUAAUCAACAAGUUUUUGGCGAUUUGGAUAGGUUUUUGAGAUGGAGAAUUCAAUUGAUGGAGAAGGGAAUCCAACGUUUGGAUUUCAUAACAGUAGAUCAAAUGUUACAAGUUCAUGAUUAUGAUCAAGUUAGUUUGAGUAGUUAUAGAACUGCCAAAGUUGCUAGCAAAUCUGUUACUGAAAUAAUGCAAAACCAUUAUCCUGAAUUCUUGGCUGUAAAAUUUUUUAUUAAUGUUCCUUGGUGGGGAGAUAUGAUGUUUAAAUUUAUUUCAUAUUUUUUGUCAGAAGAAACUAAAAAAAAAUUUAUAGUGACAUCUAGUGAUGUUAAAAAUAAUUUAUUAUUAUAUAUUACCGAAGAAAAUAUUCCAAGUAAAUAUGGUGGUAAAAGCGAACUUUAA
Messenger RNA from Entrophospora candida, 783 nucleotides. The record is from the annotation of a GenBank genome assembly. NCBI's taxonomy places the organism in Eukaryota, Fungi, Glomeromycota, Glomeromycetes, Entrophosporales, Entrophosporaceae.